UGGGGGGGGGUGCCCAGCUGCCAUCCCCGCCGUCUCCUGGCCCCCACUCUCUGGCACCCAAGUAGGAGGGAGGCAGCUGCCCGCUCCCUCCUCCCACACUCCCGCUACCUGCCCAGUCCCCGAAGCGAAGCGUGAGGAGGCUGCGAGCCAGUCGGGCGAGCCCACAACUUUGCAGCCUCAGGGAAGACCAGGGUUGGCGUCCGGGGCUCCUCCUGUCGCGACUAGAGCUCGGAAUGUAAUCGAGGAUGCUGGCCUUGCGGCUGCUCAACGUGGUGGCCCCCGCCUAUUUCCUUUGCAUUUCCCUGGUGACCUUCGGACUGCAGCUUUUCCUCUUCCUGCCCAGCAUGCGUGAGGACCCCACAGCCACCCUGCUCUUCUCGCCUGCCAUGCUUCACGGGGCGCUCUUCCUGUUCCUCUCAGCCAACGCCCUGGGCAAUUACGUCCUGGUCAUCCAGAACUCCCCAGACGACCUGGGCACCUGCCAGGGGACCACGUCCCAGAGACCUCAGUGCCCACCACCCAGCACCCACUUCUGCCGAGUGUGCUCCCGAGUCACACUGAGGCACGACCAUCACUGUUUCUUCACCGGCAACUGCAUCGGCAGCAGGAACAUGCGCAACUUCAUUCUGUUCUGCCUCUACACCUCGCUGGCCUGCCUUUACUCCAUGGUGGCCGGAGUGGCCUACAUCUCAGCUGUCCUUUCCAUCUCCUUCGCCCACCCCCUGGCCUUCCUCACGCUCCUGCCCACUUCAAUCAGCCAGUUCUUCUCCGGAGCUGUCCUCGGUUCUGACAUGUUCGUCAUCCUCAUGCUUUACCUCUGGUUCGCUGUCGGCCUGGCCUGCGCCGGUUUCUGCUGCCACCAACUGCUGUUGAUCCUCCGGGGGCAAACCCGCUACCAGGUUCGAAAGGGGAUGGCUGUAAGAGCCCGACCCUGGCGCAAGAACUUACAGGAGGUCUUCGGAAAGAGAUGGCUGCUUGGCUUGCUGGUCCCCAUGUUCAAUGUCGGCACCGAGAGCUCGAAGCAGCAGGACAAAUAGCUGGCAGGCACUCCUGCCAUUUCUGUGUCUCAGUUUCUCCUGAACCUAAGACCACAGCACCCUUGUCUUCACCUGUGACACACCACACCCUCCCCUAGGAAGGGCCUCAUAUCCACCCCAGGUCUUCAGUCCUCAGAGGAUAUGUUAACAGGUGCAUCUCGACGUGGAAGGGAAGUGGCUGCCUGGGCACCACUCGGCUGCUCCAGGGCCAGCCAGGUAGGGAGCUGCUAAAUCGUUAAGGUGUUUCUACUUCAAGUUUUUUGGUUUUUUGUUUUUUUUUUUCUGGUGAGCCCUUCUCUGCCCCUACCUGGCCUUUCCUCUCCUGUGUCUCGGGUCAUUGAUGCUUUUGCUAAAGUCCUUCUCUCUGUGUUGAUAUUUGGAGACUACAUUCUUGCUGCUAGCAGGAGAUUCCACAGAACCGAGAGGCUGGUAAAUGGUAGCUACCAUGAAUGAGAAGCAGUCAAGUAAGCUUUGCCAACUGCUAGUGAGAAUGGGAAGGGGUGGGGAUCCACCCUCGUCCACUGUGAGGGAUAAGCAAUAGUAUUUGUGUUGGGAGGGGGGGGUGGCACAGGCACUUGCUGCUCAGCCGGAGUACAGAGCCCUUUCCCUAGAGACAGUAAUCAACAGCCUGAUGUUCUUCAAUGCUGUUCUCUGUCCAACCUGCCCCAGCCCAGCCCAGGAGUUAGCUGAAUAGUUCUUUUCUCUGGAAUUUCUCUGGCCUUUCCCUUUGGUCUCCAGCCUUCAGAUUUUUGUUCGUUUGUUUGUUUGUUUUGCUAGCUAUUGGGAAGGGAGAAGGGAGAGAGAAGAGGGAGUUACUUACCCAUAAGUAAUAAGAGAAGUGUGCUUCUUAUAUAGCCUUAUAUAAUCGUGUGUGUGUGUGUGUGUGUGUGUGUGUGUGUGUGUGUGUGUAAGAGGGGGAGGAGGUAAGGAGUGUUGUUAUGAGCACAGAGAGAGAGUGAGUAUUGGAGGGGAAGGAGGGAGGAGCAAAUGGGUUAACUCUUUUGCAGCCAAAGCCAGCCAGUGAUUGAAUGUUACCUGGAGUGAGUGCUGGCCCUGGAGGUAUUUUGACAGGAUCUAGGCAGUUAUCUACAAGAAGAGGGUUUUUUUUUUUUUUUUUUGUACUAGUUUGUUCUAGAUGAACUUAGUGAUGACUUUCCACUCCUUGAUUCCAAUGUCUUCUUUGAUACUGUUGGGCCCAGGGACAAGAUCUUUAGAAACAAGAUCUUGGGCUGGAGAGGUGGCUCAGCAGUUAAGACUGCUUUUCCAGAGGUCCUGAGUUCAAUUCCCAGNAACCACAUGGUGGCUCACAACCAUCUGCAGUGGGGUCUGAUGCCCUCUUCUAGUGUGUCUGAAAAAAGUAGAGAAGUGUAUUGACAUACGUAAAGUAAAUAAAUCUUUAGGAAAGAAGGAAAGAAGAUAUUUAGAGAUAAGAUCUUUACUUGCUUUCAUGGGGCGGGAGGUAGGACAACCAUGGAAAGGGUCUAAAAAUCAUGACACAGACUUUCUGCACACAGUCCAGCCACCCAGGAGACUUCCUGAUGUUAGCAAUAGCUGAGAGGGGGCCAGCAGUAGAGGACAGGGAGGUAUAACUAUGUUAGAGCCAGGUUGGUGCUGUUAGCUGUAAGGAGAGAGAAACCUGGAGGUCAUGCUCAGCCCUGAGGAGUUUGUGGGAAUGACAGAACAUUGGGGUGCAGUUGCCAGUCCAUUCCUGCCCGUCUGGCUAGCUCUAGAUAGGGGUCCUGCCUUGUAUCCUGAGACCCAGAGGACCAGACAGACCCCUGGGGCAAAUGAAGGUGUGGGAUCCACACAAAAACCGUCUCCUGACUUGGUCCCAGGGCCCAUACAACAUCCAUACAGGCACUGAGGCCAAAGUCUGUGCUCUGCAGUAUCCAGUGGGUGGCCACAGUGACCCCAGCCACUGCCCAAGAAGAGCGUGAAUUGGUGAACAGAGCGCGGGAGGAUAUUACUCAGGUCCGACUUUGGUGCCCCCCAGAGGGCUAAUGUAGUAAUGGCGUUCCUGCUGACACUUCUCCCUUAGCAGGUAUUCUUUUAGGCUCAUACUCUUAUCCGUUCAUCCUAGCUAUCUGUAUCAAGCACCGCCCGUGGGCAAUCCAGACACCCACCAUCAGGGGCAGAUGAUGCUCUGCUUUUUUGGCAGUCAUGGCAGCUGGCCCCUUGGAGACGAAUGAUGUGCAGGGCUAAAGGGGAGCCCAGGCUUCCUCAGUGGAAGAGCCAUUCAAGUAUCUCUGCUCACAGUUCUGGGCACCCUUUAGCAGCAUGAAGAAACACGGGAGGGGAGAUGUCUGGAUAGUUCGGGUCUUGGGGCUCUCUUGACCCUACAGUCCAAACUCGAAAGCCAGCCCUAUAGUGUUGUCCAGGCUCGGGACCACUGAGCCUGACAUCCCAGAGGGGAAAGGGAAUACUUCCGGUGGCCAGGUCUUUAAACAGGUCAGGGACUAACGGCUGUAGGGAGAUUGUCAGGUGUGGCACUUGAGUGGCAUUUGAACACACGGCCCUCUGUUGUUAAUAAAGAAAAAUCAAU
Molecule: messenger RNA, 3579 nt
Organism: Mus pahari (shrew mouse)
Lineage: Eukaryota; Metazoa; Chordata; Mammalia; Rodentia; Muridae
Gene: Zdhhc22
Product: zinc finger DHHC-type containing 22
Exons: 3
Coding region: 246-1037 (263 amino acids)
Biological process (GO): protein palmitoylation
Cellular component (GO): Golgi apparatus
Molecular function (GO): palmitoyltransferase activity
Source: RefSeq, a predicted model, not a curated record